Parnassius mnemosyne (clouded apollo) is the source of this 456-nucleotide messenger RNA. The record is from the annotation of a GenBank genome assembly. NCBI's taxonomy places the organism in Eukaryota, Metazoa, Arthropoda, Insecta, Lepidoptera, Papilionidae.
AUGGCAGCCUUACCACGUAGAAUAAUCAAAGAGACACAGCGACUUAUGCAGGAACCCGUGCCUGGUAUUAGCGCAGUGCCUAGUGAAACUAAUGCCCGCUAUUUUCAUGUAAUUGUUACCGGUCCGGAAGACUCGCCUUUUGAAGGAGGACUUUUCAAAUUAGAACUUUUCCUGCCCGAAGACUACCCUAUGUCGGCGCCUAAGGUUAGGUUUAUAACGAAAAUAUACCAUCCAAACAUAGACCGGCUGGGUCGUAUAUGUUUGGAUAUACUGAAGGAUAAGUGGAGCCCCGCUCUGCAAAUUCGUACGGUGCUGCUUUCGAUCCAGGCAUUGCUGUCAGCACCGAAUCCUGAUGAUCCUUUGGCGAACGAUGUAGCUGAACUUUGGAAGGUGAAUGAAAGCGAAGCAAUUCGAAAUGCGAAGGAGUGGACACGGAGAUAUGCUAUGGACAACUGA